Molecule: messenger RNA, 1649 nt
Organism: Pneumocystis murina B123
Lineage: Eukaryota; Fungi; Ascomycota; Pneumocystomycetes; Pneumocystales; Pneumocystaceae
Product: T-complex protein 1 subunit zeta
Exons: 7
Coding region: 45-1649 (534 amino acids)
Biological process (GO): protein folding
Cellular component (GO): chaperonin-containing T-complex
Molecular function (GO): ATP-dependent protein folding chaperone; ATP hydrolysis activity; ATP binding
Source: RefSeq, a predicted model, not a curated record
UUUUUUAACAUUAAAAAAUAGGUUGUGAAGAAUUCUAUUGAGGGAUGAUUACUUUUCUAAAUCCUAAGGCGGAGUCUUUACGUCGAGAACAAGCCUUACAGGUUAAUAUGGCAGCAGCACAAGGUCUUCAAAAUGUCCUUAAAAGUAAUCUUGGACCUAAGGGAACAAUUAAAAUGUUGGUGGAUGGAGCAGGAAAUAUCAAACUUACAAAAGAUGGAAAAGUUCUUUUAACAGAGAUGCAAAUUCAAAAUCCAACAGCAAGUAUUAUUGCGCGUGCAGCAGUUGCACAAGAUGAAAUUACAGGUGAUGGAACAACAUCAAUUUGUCUUUUAGUGGGGGAAUUGCUUAAACAAGCGGAUGUUUAUAUUCAGGAGGGACUUCAUCCUAAGGUAAUAAGUGAAGGGUUUGAUUUGUCUUUGAAAGAAGCUCUUAAGUUUUUGGAUGAAUUUAAAAUUGAUAAAGAGAUGGAUCGUUCAACAUUACUUUUAGUAGCACGAUCAUCGUUGUCAACAAAACUACAUCCCUUAUUAGUUGAAAGUUUAUAUCCAUCUAUUGUGGAUGCAGUUUUAUCUAUCCAAAGAGAAAAUGAGCCGAUUGAUUUGCAUAUGAUUGAGAUUAUGAAGAUGCAACAUCGCACAUCUACAGAUACACAGCUUAUUAAAGGGCUUCUUUUGGAUCACGGUACUCGUCAUCCAGAUAUGAUUAAAAAAGUUGAAAAUGCAUUUGUUCUUAUUUUGAAUGUUUCAUUAGAGUAUGAAAAAACGGAGAUUAAUUCAGGUUUUUUUUACAGUAGUGCUGAACAGCGAGAAAGACUUGUUGAAAGUGAAAGAAGAUUUGUUGAUAAUAAAUUAAGAAAGAUCGUGGAAUUGAAGAAACAAGUAUGCGGGAAUGAUCUAAAAAAAGGAUUUGUUGUAAUCAAUCAAAAAGGGAUUGAUCCCUUAUCUUUAGAUGUCUUAGUUAAAAAUGGUAUUUUUGCUUUAAGACGCGCAAAAAGACGCAACAUGGAAAGAUUGCAGCUUAUUUGUGGCGGUAUUGCUCAAAAUUCUGUAGAUGACCUUACUCCGGAUAUUUUGGGUUGGGCUGGGCUAGUAUAUGAACAGACAUUGGGUGAAGAGAAGUAUACAUUUGUGGAAGAAGUUAAAGAUCCAAAGAGUGUUACGAUUCUUAUAAGAGGGCCAAAUGCACAUACUAUUAGUCAAAUUCAAGAUGCAAUUCGCGAUGGUCUUAGGAGUGUAAAAAAUGCAAUUGAAGAUCGUUGUUUAGUCCCGGGUGCAGGUGCUUUUCAAGUAGCAUGUUCUGUUCAUCUUCAAAAAAACUUUAUUCAUAAUGUUAAAGGGAAGACAAAAUUAGGUGUUCAGGCGUUUUCUGAGGCCUUGUUGGUUGUUCCUAAAACUCUUUCUGCUAAUAGUGGAUUUGAUACACAAGAUACAAUUGUUGCAUUGAAAGAUGAGUCUCAUCAAGGACAUAUUGUAGGUGUAGAUUUAAAAACUGGAGAGCCUUUUGAUCCAAUAUCGGAGGGGGUUUACGAUAAUUAUAGAGUCAUUAGGCAUAUGUUGCAUUCAUCUUGUGUAAUUACUACUAAUCUUUUAAAUGUAGACGAAAUUUUAAGGGCUGGAAGGAGUAGUCUUAAGGAAACAUCUCAAGUUUAA